AGGGCCUCAGAGCUAAUUUUGCGCAGGAAAGCAGGAAAUGUGACAGUGAAUUUUUCCGCUUCCACAAACAAGAAAGCCGCCAGACUGGCCUUGGAGGGAAUCCUGUGUGCCUCUGGGCUGUAGAGAGAGGGGGAAAGACAUAGUGUGUGUGUAUGUGUGUGUGUGUGUGUGUCUGAGAGAGAGAGACAGACAUACAUAUAGACAGACAGAGAAAGUUAGCGACUGAGGCAGAUCGAGAAUAGGAGAAAGGGAGGGUGUAGAACACAGAGGCAGGGAGGACGGGGAGAGUGAGUGAGAAAAGAAGAGAAAAGAGGGAUUGACAAGAAAGAGAGGAAAGACAGAAAGAGAGCCAAGUAGAGAGUGGAUGCGUAACGUUCUCUCCUCUACUUCUCUGAAAGCACUGAGAGCGUUAUGGCUGACAACAACACAAACCUCUUUCUGGAAAUACUUAAACCCUUUGAUGUUGUCUCCCUGAUCAUAGCCUUCUGUGUGUCCAUGGCUGUGGGUCUCCUCUUGGGGGCACUAGUCUACGUGGUCCUGACCUGGAUGUCUCGACGCAAAGCCGGCUCCGCCAGCAUUACCCGCCGGCCCCCUCGCCCGUCCCGCGUCUCCCCCCGUGCCCGCCCUGGCUUCAACCGCAACAGCAGCUACGACCGGCGCAGCAACAACAGUCUAGUCAGCGCCGCCUUCAGUUUCCACCGCCAGGCCUCCUCCCCGGACCAGGCUGACCCUAUGGGCCGCAAGCCCAGCUUCAGGGCCUCCACCUUCCAUCCACUGCUCCAGUGCAGCCAGAUUGCUCGCGAGGCAGAGGAAGGGAGCCAGACCACGCUGCCUCGGACCCCGACUCUGACCACCUCAACUGGAUCCGCUCAAAUCGCUGGCCAGGCUGCCACCCCUCCCAGGCCAGUGUCUUUCUGGAGCACUAGUAGUCUGAGAGGGUUCCAUGCCACACAGACCCCACCUCCAGCCUAUGAGAGCAUCAUAAGGGCCUACCAGGAGACCUGCACCUAAGGGUGGUGUGGAUGUCACUGUGGGGCUGUUGACUGUUGACUAGGCCUGUGGAGUUUAUGGACAUUUGUAGAAAUAAUGAGAAGCCUUGGUGCUCUGUGUGUCUAUGCAAAAUGUAUGUGUGUUUGUGUGUUGUGCGGGUAAGAAGUGGUGAGGUCAAUGGUUUGUGAAGUAGUUGAUGAGGAUGUGUGUGUGAUAAAUUCAGUGUAUGUGUGUGUCAUAUUGUAGUAUCAUAUUGAUUUCCAUCACAAACCUCAAUUCAAGAGUAUGUAUAUGGAUGAUUUCCAAUGUGAGAGCUAACCAAGACAUUCACCUGCUCUUUAUGAAACAAACAAGAUUUGCAAUAACCAAGGAAAUCAAGAAUAUGACAAGAAUUGCAUACCAGGCAAUUAACUAUGAAUACUAUGAAUGUGAUUAUGAAGGUGUUUUUUUGUGUGUAUAUUUUGGAUGGAAUUAACUCGAGACUAUGAUUAUAAGUUAUCAAAAUAAAUUUUUGAAAUUGUU
This is a messenger RNA of Osmerus eperlanus (European smelt), 1512 nucleotides long. RefSeq names its product myc target 1a (gene myct1a). The transcript is spliced from 2 exons. Lineage: Eukaryota; Metazoa; Chordata; Actinopteri; Osmeriformes; Osmeridae. Gene Ontology annotation, cellular component: nucleoplasm. The record is from RefSeq and is a predicted model, not a curated record. The coding region runs from base 412 to 1011 and encodes 199 amino acids.